This is a messenger RNA of Rhea pennata, 1916 nucleotides long. It is a transcript of the gene ADI1, whose product is annotated as acireductone dioxygenase 1. NCBI's taxonomy places the organism in Eukaryota, Metazoa, Chordata, Aves, Rheiformes, Rheidae. The record is from RefSeq and is a predicted model, not a curated record. The transcript is spliced from 4 exons. Bases 28 to 570 code for a protein of 180 amino acids. Gene Ontology annotation, molecular function: acireductone dioxygenase [iron(II)-requiring] activity.
GCGCGCCGCCCCCGCCCGCCCGGCGCCAUGGUGCAGGCCUGGUACAUGGACGAGUCCGCGGAGGACCAGCGCGCGCCGCACAGGCUGCGGCCCAACCGCGCCGUCGCCGUGGAGCAGCUGCGCGAGCUCGGCGUCCGCUACCGCAAACUGGAUGCUGAUAACUAUGAGACUGAUCCACGUCUGAAAGAGAUUCGGAAAGCAGAAAAUUAUUCUUGGAUGGAUAUAAUAACUAUACAAAAAGACAAGCUUCCAAAUUACGAAGAAAAGAUAAAAACAUUUUAUGAAGAACAUUUGCACCUAGAUGAUGAAAUUCGCUACAUCUUAGAUGGAUCUGGCUAUUUUGAUGUUCGAGACAAGGAUGACAAGUGGAUCCGUAUUUUCAUGGAAAAAGGAGACAUGAUAACCCUCCCUGCUGGCAUAUAUCACCGAUUUACACUGGAUGAGAAUAAUUACGUGAAGGCAAUGCGGCUAUUUGUUGGAGAACCAGUCUGGACAGCGUACAACCGGCCAGCUGAUCAUUUUCCUGCUCGGAAACACUAUGUGAAGUUUUUGACUGAAGCAGCACACUAAUGUUUUCUGAAGCCUGAUAGGUGAAACAGCCUUAAGCUCUGUCAGAAUAAAUGUAAAUGGUGUCUUGUAUGUACUCUUAGAAUCAUAGAAUCAUAGAAAACAAUAGGUAGAAAAGUCACCUGGAAGUCAUCUAGUCCAAUCAAUUGCUCAGUGUAGGGGCAACUUUGAAGUUUGAUUAGGUUCCUCAAGGCCUUGUCUACUUAAGCUUUGAAAAUAUCCAAUGGUGGAGAUUUUACAGUUUCUCUGGGCACCUAUUUCAGUGCUUAACCACUGUCAUGGGCAAGAAUUUUUUCUUUAUGCCCAGUGUGAACUCCCUUGUUGCAACUUGUGGUUGUUGCCUCUUGCCCAUUCACUGAAUGCCUUAGAUGAGUCUGGCUCUAUGUUCUCUUCAAUCCUUUCCUCUAGUAAGAGACUCCAAUUAGAUCCCUUUUACCUGUCUUUUCUCUAGGCUAGACAAAUCAGUAUCCUCACCUGGACUGCCUCUAGUCCAGCUAAUGAAGAUGCUAAACAUUAUUAGCCCUAAUUUUGAUUAGACUGAGGAACAUUGCUCAUAACCAGAUUACAGUUAGACUUGAACCACUGACUAAUUUGAGCCUCAUGGUCCAGCAGAUUUUUACCACCUUGCAGUCUGUCUCCAAUCUCGCGAUAAGACUGCUGUGGGAGUCAGUGUUGAAAGCCUUGCUAAAAUCAAGCUAAAUGGCAUUUGCUGUUUCCCCUCUUCCACAGAGCCAGUUGUGUCUUCCUAGAUGGCGGUCAGGAUGAUCGGGCACAAUUUACCUUCAGUAAACUGAUGCUGGCUGUUCCCAGGCACCUUUUUGUAUUUCACAUGCCUGGAAUGACUUCUAUGAAAACUUGCUUCAUAAUUUUCCUGGUGACUGAAGUGAGACUGACCAGCCUGCAGUUCUUCCUUCUCACCUUUUUUGAAGAUGGAUGUAGCAUUUACCUUUUUCCAGUUACUAAGAUUUCUCCUCAUCUCUAUGACAUUUCAAAGAUGACAGCAGCCUUGCAGUUACAUUAGCCGAUUGCAUUUACACUUGCUCAGGAAUCCAUUUUCUAUCCUUUUUUUCUUGAUAUUUCUGGCAGGUAGAAUUGGGAGAGGUGGGCUACAUUAAUAUUCAUUCUGUUCUGAAUCCAUGCUAAUGAAGUAUGUGGGAUUCUGUUUUUAAUUAAAGAAAAUAAACCCUCCUUCAUUUUUGUCUAAAAAUGUUCGCAAGAUAAAUCUGCAUGAUCAGCAUUUUAGUAUGCAGCUUUCCUAGUUCUGCCCUGGUAUGCAAAACUUUGUUUUUCUUGCAGUAAAAUGAAGAAAUUUGCUCUUAUGACUUAUUAAUAAAAUUACUUUGUCUUGA